UUGUGGGACUGGGGACCUUGCCCUGGGGAGGGAGCCGUCCCCUGAGGAGAAAGAGACAGCCUGGAUGAAAGAAGAGGGUAUUGGGGAGAGAGGGAACUCCCCACUUUUUAAGCAUCCCUUCCUCCUAUCUCCCCCAGAAACCAGUUGAAAGAUGGUGAACACUGGUGACCUGGGUUGGGGCCUCAGCCCUGGCAGCCUGAGAGUCUGGCUCCCCCGGCUAAACUCCACAUUGGGCAUCCUCCCAGCCACCCUGGGGGUAAUGCUGCCCCCUGCCCCCGUGAAACCAGCCGAGUCCCAAUCUUCUGGCUGCUUGUCUAUCUUUCCUGUCUCACAUGUAGCCUUUCUGUCCUCCAAGGCUGCCACACUAUUAGGAGAACUACAUCCCGUAGGUCCUGGACUUCUGCUUACUGCUUGCUUAGGUCCCUGGUCACUGACACUGAUCACUAUUUCUGCCUGUCACUCAGAGUCCUGCUGCAGGUCACCAUUGCACGUAACUAUGUACAAUAGUGUCACAUUUUCAGUUGCUCAAAAUCACCAUUUCAUGGCCAUCGUGUCUGUCUGUCACACAUGUCAUUGUCACACCAACAGGCCAUCACCUACAACAGUUCUAGAUGACAGGUUAGGGACUUCUAGGGACAGUUAGAUGUACAGGUGACUCUCUUCUGCAUCCACGUUCACUCAGUCACAACUAGCAACACACUUCAUUCAUUUACCUCCCAUCUGCUGGGCACCUGCUGGGAUUCUGUGGUACAUAAGAGGACAAGCCCCUGCCUUCAGGAAUCUUCGGCUCCUGUGUGGGAGGCCAAAGCCAACAUCAUGCAUGGUUUCCAUGGGGUGCUAGGAGGGGCUGCAUGUGUGAUGAACACAGCUCUAACCUCCUGGCUGACUGCUAACUGACUCAGCCCUGGGCAAUCCCCAUCUCCCUUCCCACGACCACCUUACACAGUGCACUGUGAGCACACCAGGGCCUGAGUGGCCCUCGGGGGCCCUGGACACCACAGCAGAGUAAGAGCCGCUCUGCCAGUAGCUCUGUGCCUCUGAUUCUACAACUCUGUGUUUCUCCUCUGCCCUCGCUCACCUCGCUCUGCCAGGGAGGAGUGCAGGGGCCAGAGUAGCAGAGUCACUAUCACACCAGGGGCCCAAGGGAGAGACUCAGAAAGAAGUGAUUGGGUGUCUAUUCAGCAAAGCAGCAGCAAGGAGGGAAAGCUGCAGCUGGCAGGGUUUAAGUUAAAUGCACAAAGACUUCCGUGCAGGAAAGAAUGACCAAACCUCACACACACAUUUCUGAAGGAGUUGUGCAGGGGAGCCCCAGGGGUCGAUGGCAAUCUGCUGAGAUGUAAGAAAAUCAACAGAACAGAGAGCCUGCCUUCCUCCAAUACCUCAUGUUUGUCUCCCUCCUCUGCACACUCAGAACCAUAGAGUCCAAACCUAAGUGACCCAGGUCAGUUUGCAGAGUCUCUGUGUUAGAGGUCAGCCCAGUUUCAAGAAUCUGUCAAGAGUGCUUAUGCCUCAUUUGACCAAUGCUCAGGCCAGCUGACCUUGUCACUUGCUGCACUCUGUCACAGUCCUCAGAGACAGUUCUUGUGUGCACUCUGUCUUGGAUUUAUAGAACUUUGUCUCUCUGCAGAGCCUGGUUUUGCCCAAAGCCUCUGUUUUCAGACUCCGGGGCUCUUUCAACAGUGGGUCCCAGUUUCCCUGGGCAUUAGAUUUGCUUUCCCUGCAGAAGCUUUUGUGCAUGCUCAGCUCAUCCCUGUCUGCAGAACUUGUCUGGUGCCUUUGUCUGGGACACAUUUUUCUACAUAAAGACACUGCCCCUGUUUGCAAAGCUUUGUCUGUUCAAGCAGCACCUGUCCCCCUUAGCAGAAACAGUUCCUUCCACGUGAGUGUCUCUACCUCAGACUGUGUCCCUAAUGACAGGAGCUCUUUCUAUCUCGGGCCUGGGUUCUCUCUGUGGUCUAUGGGUAGCAUCUUUGGCAUUUGUCAGGACUUGUGCCUGUUUGCCCAGCCUAUCUGAAUUUCCCUGGGUAGAAACUGUCUUCUUGUAGGAUUUUUUCUGAUGAAGUUUACCCUGCUGGGGGGUGGGAGGGCUCUGUCUGUCUGGGAGCAUAAGUGUCUUUCUGCAAAGCACACCCCUAUCUUCAGAGCCUUUAUCUGCAAAACUCUAUUCCUAUUUCCAUGUGUACCUGUUAGAGACCCUUUCCCUAUUUACAGAACAUUUACCUGUCUCAAAACUGAUCUUCUUCUGUAAAGCCCAACCCAUUUGCAGGGCACAGGGCUUAGGGCCCUCCACAGAACCCAGCCCUGCUUCAGUCUUGCCUACAUGUGGAGAAGAUGUGCUGGCACACAAAGUUGACUCCUGCCACUCCUUCGGCAGCUCCUCCUUCUCUGGAGGAACCACCACUGUUUAUAGAACCUGUCUGUCUGAAGACCCUGUGUUGGCUUGUAAAAUCUCUUAUCUGCAAAUCACGUCUCUGGAUUUUCUGUUUACAGGGCCUGAGUCUUUUUUCAGAGCCUGAUCUCUUUUUAGAGCUCAUGAUUAUUUUCCUGGCCUAUUCCCAUCUCCCUGUAAGUAGGAAUUGAGUCUGUUUGCAGAGGCUACCCUGCAUACAGAGCACGCUCAUGCCAAACAGAGCCUGCCUCCAUCUGCGAGGCCUUUCUCUGGCCAAAAAUGGGACACCUGUUUGCAGAGCCUUGCCCAUCUAUGAACUUGUCCAUGUCUGCAGAGUCUGUCCUUUAUACAAAGAGUCCCUGUCUUGAGGCUUGUCCCCAUGCACGUUGGCAGAGCCUUUCCCAGUUUGCAAAGCUCCCACAUGCCUGCAACACCCAUAACUGUUUGUAAAGCCUUUGUCAGUGUUCACAGUCAUUGCUGGUUUGCGCAGCCUGUCUCAAUUGUCCUGGGAUGUGCCUGUGUCUGCUGCACAGGCCGUCCUUGCACACACACACACCAUCAUUUCCAUCAAGAGAACCGGAGACUUUGCAACCCUUUCUUCAGUCUGAGGAAACUGUACCUGCUUGCAAAGCCUUCACCUGUUUGCAAGCCUUUUUCUGUCCUCAGAGCCUGUCACCGUGUAGGUCCCUGCUGUUGGCAUAGCCUGAUCCUAACUUUGCCUGGAAAACCUGUGUCUAUUUGUAGCUCGAUUGUGUGUGCGGAGCCUGUCUUUGUCUACAGGAUUGAGUUCUAUUUCAAGAGCCUGUCCCUGUUGGCCGUCUGUCCCCGCCUGUUGAAUCUGUUCCUACUGGCAGAGCUUUUGCCUGAUUGUAGAACCUACCAUUCUCUGCAGCAAGUGCCCCAGAAAGCAGAUCCUGCAUCUGUCUGCAUAGUCUGUUUCUAACUCCCUAUUUGCAGCGGUUGCUGGCUUCAAAGCCUGCCCCUGCCCAGAGAGCUCAGCCCUGUUCUAAGAGCACACCCAGGUCUCUGUUUGCAAAGUCUCCGUAUCUGGUCUACAGUGCCUGUCCUGGUUUUCUGAUGCCUGUGUGUUUACAGAGCCCUCCUAAUGAAAGUCACACUUCAUGACGAAGGUGCUUUGGAGAGCUGUAGGUGGGAAGAAUUCUUGUUUGGAGCCCGGAGAACAGGUGGCCAGAAGGUGGACCUACCACUUGAGAACUCUGGCUCUUGUUCCCUGUGUCCUCUCUCUUUUCUGCUUGGUUUAGGAUGAACAAUAACAAGGGCCUCCCAGCCAUCGACAGCCACAGAGACCUCCACAUAUGGAUCAUCGAGAACCUAAAGAUGGUGCCAGUACCUGAGAAGGCUUACGGGAACUUCUUUGAGAAACACUGCUAUAUCAUCCUCCAUGUCCCCCAGAGCAAAAAGGCCACACAGGAAGCAUCCAGCGACCUGCACUACUGGAUCGGGAAGGAGGCAAGCACAGAGGCUCAGGGCGCUGCAAGCACCUUUGUGCAGCACCUGCAAGAGGAGCUGGGGGACCGGACAGUGCAACAUCGGGAAGUGCAGGGCCAUGAGUCCGAGUGUUUCCACAGCUACUUCCAUCCGGGAGUCAUCUACAGGAAGGGGGGCCUAGCCUCUGACGUCAAGCAUGUGGAGACCAACAUGUACAACAUCCAGCGACUGCUGCACAUCAAAGCGAGGAAGCACGUGUCUGCCACCGAGGUGGAGCUGUCUUGGAACAGCUUUAAUAAAGGAGACAUCUUCCUGCUGGACCUGGGCAUGGUGAUGAUACAGUGGAAUGGGUCCAAGACCAGCAUUUCUGAGAAGUCUCGGGGCCUGGUUCUGACCUGCAGCAUCCGGGACAGGGAACGUGGUGGUCGUGCACAGAUUGGCAUAGUGGAUGACGGAGUUGAAGUCACUGACCCCACGCAUAUCAUGGAGGCUGUGCUGGGUUGCAGAGUGGGCAAUCUGCCUGCAGCCAUGCCCACCAAGAGUAUUAACCAGCUGCAGAAGGCCAAUGUCCGCCUCUACCAUGUCUAUGAAAAAGGCAAGGACUUGGUGAUACAGGAAUUGGCAACCCGCCCCCUAACCCAGGACCUGCUGCAGGAGGAGGAUUGCUACAUCCUGGACCAGGGUGGCUUUAAGAUCUACUUAUGGCAGGGACAUAUGUCCAACGUCGAGGAGAAAAAGGCUGCCUUCAGCAGGGCUGUGGGCUUUAUCCAGGCCAAGGGCUACCCGACCUACACCAACGUGGAGGUGGUGAACGACGGCGCCGAGUCCGCGGCGUUCAAGCAGCUCUUCCGGACGUGGACUCACGAGCUGGGCAGGAAAAAGCUGGACCGCACAGGUAGAUCCACUCAGGUAAAGCUGGACGUGGGCAAGCUGCACAGCCAGCCAGAGCUAGCGGCCCAGCUCAGGAUGGUGGACGACGGCUCUGGGAAGGUGGAGAUGUGGUGCAUCCAGGACUCAGGCAGGCAGCCCGUGGAUUCCAAGCAUCAUGGACAGUUGUGCUCAAGCAACUGCUACCUCAUCCUCUACACAUACCAGAAACUGGGCCGCAUCCAGUACAUCUUGUACUUAUGGCAGGGCCACCAGGCCACAGCAGAAGAGACCAAAGCCCUGCACUCUAAUGCUGAGGAGCUGGACCACCUGUACCAGGGAGCUCUGGUGCAGGAGCAUGUGACAAUGGGCAGUGAGCCUCCCCACUUCCUUGCCAUCUUCCAAGGCCAGCUGGUGAUCUUCCAGGGGAGCACUGGGCACCACGGGAAGGGGCAGCCAGCCUCUGUCCCCAGGCUCUUCCAUGUGCAAGGCACUGACGGCUACGACACCAGGACCAUGGAGGUGCCAGCCCGAGCCCCGUCCCUCAACUCCAGUGAGGUCUUCUUGCUAGUCACAGCUGGUGUCUGCUACCUCUGGUUCGGGAAGGGCUGUAACGGUGACCAGCGUGAGAUGGCACGGACAGUGGUCACUGUCAUUUCCGGGAAUGACAAGGAAACGGUGCUAGAGGGUCAGGAGCCUCCCCACUUCUGGGAGGCCCUGGGGGGCCGGGCGCCCUACCCCAGCAGCAAGAGGCUCCCGGAAGAGGCCGCCAGCUUCCAGCCACGACUGUUUGAGUGCUCCAGCCAGAAAGGCUGCCUGGUCCUCUCAGAAGUGGUGUUCUUCGGUCAAGGGGAUCUGGACAAGUAUGACAUCAUGUUGCUGGACACCUGGCAGGAGAUAUUCCUGUGGCUUGGUGCUGCCGCCAGUGAGCGGAAGGACGCGGUGGCCUGGGGCCAGGAGUACCUGAGGACCCAUCCAGCAGGGAGAAGCCUGGCCACGCCCAUCGUGCUGGUCAAGCAAGGCCACGAGCCGCCCACUUUCACAGGAUGGUUCUCCACUUGGGACCCCUACAUGUGGUCGAACAACCAGUCCUAUGAGGAGGUGGUGAAGAGUGGGGUCUCCCACUUGGGAACAGAAUCUGCCAUCUCUGGGAUCACAGCAGAAAUCAACAAUUUCCAGCUAUCCCAGUGGCCAGGCGAGAGCAGAGCAGGUCCUCCAGACCUGCCAGCCAUCAAAGACACCCAGGACAUCUCAGAGAUGGAGUUGGGGCCCAGGGUAGGCGGCAGAAGUGCCAGCACCAGCAUCAGCACCAGCAACAGCAGCAGCAGUGUCAGCUUGGUCGACAGUGGGAGCCUGCCCCCUGAACGGCUGAGGUACCAGGCCGUUGAGGACCUUCCACAGGGUGUGGACCCCACCCGCAAGGAGUUCUAUCUCUCAGACGCUGACUUCCAAGACAUCUUUGGGAAAUCCAAGAAGGAGUUCUACGGCAUGGCCAAGUGGAAGCAGCAGCAGGAGAAAAAGAAGCUGGGCUUCUUCUGAGUCCGGGGGGCUCUGCUCACACCCCCAGGCCCCCUCACCUUUGCCAAUAAAAGGCAGUGGUGUGCA
Messenger RNA from Marmota monax (woodchuck), 6310 nucleotides. RefSeq names its product villin like (gene Vill). Bases 3653 to 6244 code for a protein of 863 amino acids. Gene Ontology annotation, cellular component: cytoplasm; actin cytoskeleton. Gene Ontology annotation, molecular function: actin filament binding; phosphatidylinositol-4,5-bisphosphate binding. The record is from RefSeq and is a predicted model, not a curated record. Gene Ontology annotation, biological process: barbed-end actin filament capping; cytoskeleton organization; actin polymerization or depolymerization. The transcript has 19 exons. NCBI's taxonomy places the organism in Eukaryota, Metazoa, Chordata, Mammalia, Rodentia, Sciuridae.